Molecule: messenger RNA, 1824 nt
Organism: Seminavis robusta
Lineage: Eukaryota; Bacillariophyta; Bacillariophyceae; Naviculales; Naviculaceae
Source: the annotation of a GenBank genome assembly
AUGAGGUUGUCAUCGGCCCACAACGGUGGUGCGGAUGUUGAAGGUGGUGGCGAGGGCAAGCAUCUGGCGUCAAUUGAAAAGUCUCUCGGUUGGUGUCCUCUUCCCAAGGUCAAGUUGAGUUCAUGGGAUCCAGACGAUGAGAAACAGUGGAAGGUAGAGGGGGGGGAGAAGAUCGCUACGCGCAAUCUUUUGAUAAGUAUGCCAAAUCUUUUUGCGUGCUUUGGCGUUUGGCUAUCUUGGUCAAUUAUCGUGGUGAAGAUGCAGCAAAUGCACGACAUUGAUCCCAAUGUGUAUUCCUUCCCAGACUGGGGCAAUCCCGAUGAAGAGUACCACAAGUUCCUGCUUUCUGCGAUUCCCACGGUGGCCGGAAUCUCUGGAGGGAUCAUGCGAAUUUGCAACGCCUUUCUCACGCACAUUAGCGGAGGACGAAACGUUGUCUACUCCAACUCGGUCUUGCUCAUGGUACCCAUGAUCAUGGCAGCUGCUGGGUUGGGAGAUCCCAAUGUGCCCUACUCCUACGUGCUUGCCAUGGCCAUCUUCAGUGGAAUUGGCGGUGGAGGCUUUGCUUCGUCCAUGAGUAACAUGUCCUUCUUGUACCCCAAAACACAGCAAGGAUACUCCUUGGGAUUCAAUGGAGGACUGGGAAAUCUGGGAGUGAGCAUGUCGCAGCUCUUGUUGCCGCAGACCAUGGCUUGGUCAGCUGGCAAGGCACCCUUGUCAAACCUUACAGAUGGAUGGCCCGAACACGCUGGAUGGUUCUGGUGGCCCAUCUGUCUUGUGUCCGCCAUUUGCAGCUUUAUGUGGAUGUCCAACAACCCAAAUCAUGGAAAUCAUUCAUACUAUUCUUCCGCCAACAAGCUUUUCUGCUCUUCUGAUACCUUCUGGAGCCACAUCUACUUUUACUGGACCACAUUUACGGGAUUGUUUGCAGCACUCUUGACCACUAGCCUGCUCAUCGGAUCACGAGAGAUUCACUUCUUCACAACUGCAGGAGGAGAAGUAAUGCUACGAUUCCUCCUUGUUGUGUUCGCCAUUGUCGUGGAGCACUUGAUCUGUUACUUUGGAAGCCCCCUUCCUUGCAAAAGAAAUAUCCGAGAUCAAGCGCGAAUCUUCAAAGACAAGCACACGUACCUUAUGACCAUCUUGUACAUAAUGUCCUUUGGAAGCUUUAUUGGAUUCUCUGGGGCAUUCCCUAAGCUGAUUCAAGAUCUAUUUGGAUACAUCAAAGUAGAUGGUUGUGUCAUCGAUGAUGUCUUUCAUGAACACGGAACACCCCAGCACUGCGUUGCUUCAGGUGGAAUUUGGGAGACUCGGGAAUUAAUCAAUCCAAACGCUCCCGACGUGUUUCGAUACUCCUGGCUUGGUGCUUGCUUCGGCUCUCUGAUUCGUCCCUUUGGAGGUAUCUUGGCCGAUCGAUAUGGAGGGGCCAAUGUUACCAUGUUGCUGAUCAUUUGGUGUGUGAUUGCAACUAUUUGCACUGCCAUCCUCGUUCAGAAAAUCUACGCAGAUCCUACUCCCGAGCCUCUAUUUGGUUGGUUUGUCUUCAUGUUUAUCAAUCUAUUCUUUACGGUGGGCGCUAUGAACGGCACAACUUUUGGAACUAUCGGAGUCAUGUUCGAAAAGGAUCUGGCAGGAACGGUGCUGGGAUGGUCCAGUGCUAUUGCAUCUUUUGGUGCUUUUUUCAUUCCCUCGAUGUUCCAAGUCGCCAUGAAGUACGAGGCAGCUGAAACGGUUCUAUAUGGACUGGCUGCAUUCUACUUCGUGUGUGGAUGCAUCAACUACUACUACUACUUCAGACGUGGCUGCGAACGUCCUGGCGUCUAA